UUGUGUCCUGCUGGCAUCAACACUGGAACAUUUCUCAUGGCAGUUUCUCAGACCACUCUAUGGAAUUUGAUUUCUGGGAUCUUAGGAGUAAUAUGCCUUUUGUUGAUGACUACAAUGGGAAUUUUGUUGAAAAAUUUAUUACUUACAGAAAGUAUUCAGCCAACAUUGUCACCAGGACCAAUCACAGAACUCCAAAAAGGCUCUGAUUGUUGUUCUUGCCCAAAAAGGUGGAUUGGGCACCAAUGCAACUGCUACUUGUUUUUUGAUGAAUUAAAAUCUUGGACAGAAAGUCGUGAUUUCUGUGCUUCACAGAAUUCCAGUCUACUUCACAUUCAAAACAGAGAUGAAUUGCGUUUUGUGAGCUCCAGUAAGUAUUUUUACUGGAUUGGAGUCUAUUACAGUAAAGAAAAUGGUACCUGGUUGUGGGAAAAUGGCUUGGCUCUCCCUCAAGAUCUGUUGCAAACAAUUCAAACUUUUGAUACAAAGAAAUGUGUAAUAUAUAGCUCAAGCCACAGUGUUUUGGAUGUAUCCUGUGAAGAUAAAAGUCAUUUUAUAUGUAAGCAAGAGCUUAUGUAGGUAUUUCUUGGAGCAAAA
Molecule: messenger RNA, 594 nt
Organism: Canis lupus familiaris (dog)
Lineage: Eukaryota; Metazoa; Chordata; Mammalia; Carnivora; Canidae
Gene: KLRD1
Product: killer cell lectin like receptor D1
Biological process (GO): positive regulation of natural killer cell mediated cytotoxicity; stimulatory C-type lectin receptor signaling pathway
Source: RefSeq, marked provisional